Molecule: messenger RNA, 846 nt
Organism: Aureobasidium musti
Lineage: Eukaryota; Fungi; Ascomycota; Dothideomycetes; Dothideales; Saccotheciaceae
Source: the annotation of a GenBank genome assembly
AUGGAGCCAAUCGUGAAAGCAACCAUCCAAGCAGCCAUUCUGAGUGCCGUCUCAAAUACCCUCGCCCAGCUCAUCUCUUGUCACCGUGCAGGCUCCUGGUUGGAAUCCACCUUCCCCGGCUACACCUCACCCGAUGAUGCUGGUACCGUCGCGAGCAUCGCUCAACAGCCUCAAGUCAAAGCCGCCCUCGACGCCGCCGCUCCCACUCUGCAGCGCAUUGAAGAGACGGCAAGCCCGGGUUUACAGAAGGCUUCGGCAGCCACCACUGCUCUAGCAGACAGUGACGCUGUCAAGAACGCCAGACGCCGCGCUAGCGAGGGCGUCGAUACAGUCAAGGCAAAGGCANAGGAGCUCGAGGCUCGCGCCGGCAUCAACCAGUCUCAUAUGGCCAAGCCUCCCACUCGCUCCCAGACCUUCAGCACUCCCGAUGGCCAAGCUGUCGAGAAGAAGAUUGACACAACCUUUGCCCAGCCUCCUGUUUCCUCCAGCCCAAAGGCUCUGAGCAUCAAGAACACUGCCAUUAAAUUCGCUCUCGAUCAAACUCUUGGUGCGGCUGUCAACAACGCUUUGUUCAUUGUCGGCAUCGCUUUCCUGAAGGGACAGUCUCUUGAGACCGCUCUGUCCGCACUGCAGAAGGUAUAUUCUGUUCUUUCACCUAUUCCAACAUGUCCCACUGACAAUCAUGCAGNNGACUUCUUCCCCCUUCUGUUCGCCGGCCAGAAGCUCUGGCCCCUCGUCUCUAUCACCAGCUUUACGCUUGUUCCUCUCGAGCACCGUACAGUCUUUGGUGGUAUCAUCGGUGUUGGUUGGGGUGUCUUCUUAAGUCUGAUGGCUAAUGACAAGUAA